CGGUGCAGUAUCAUCUCUUUUCAAGAAAUUUCAUACGAACGCUGGGGACUCCUGUGCACUCUUACUGUAAGCCUGUCACUAAGGACUCAAUAUCCUUGUGCUGGGGCUCAUGCCAGCUCCUCAGCUGCCAGGUGCUGCUUCCAGCCCUCAGGCAGCCUCGGCAGCACAGGCCCCCAUCCCACCUGCUCCCGAAAGGGGCUGAUGCCUGGCCAAGCUUGGGGUUCGGCGGCAGCGCUGCCUCUCUGAUUUCCCUUGGCUUCCUUGGAGACGCUUGUGCUUGGAGGGGAAGAUGGAACGUUGCCUCUUGGAAUAAAUCUGCUUUUGAUCAUGCAAAUGAGUGCCCAGUUAAUGUAGGCAGACUGUCAAUUUCACCAGUAAGGAAGAGGAAAAGGGGGGUGGAAAUUCCCUAUCACAGAGACUGAUGAAGAAUUUCAAUGGAAAGCUACUACUUCAGAAGAUAGGACCGUUCACAGGAAUGGAGCCUUUCUAGGCAUCCCAAGCAGCCCUGAUGCUCCGUGGAGAGAAGUCUGCUCGGCGUACUGGUAAAAACAGGAACCUGCCCUCUGCCAGCGUUCGCCUUCCUCAUUUCUAGCAGAGGAAGUGUGUGGCAGUUUAGCAACUGAGAAGCUCCGUGAUAGCAUGGGCUUCUCCUCCCCGUCUUCCUGAGCCCUGGCCGCCUGCUCACUCGGGAGCAGCAGCAGCUGAUGGAGAGGUGGUGACUCAGGCCUGGUGACCACUCUGCAGAGAGCUCCCAGGGGAGGCCAUGCCCAACAUGUGAAGGCUUCGAGUGUCUCCGGCAGCCCCAGGGGAGAGAGACAUGGGAAACAGCAUAAAAUCCACCCCUGCACCCCCCGAGAGGCCUCUGCCUAGCACAGAUGGGCUGGAGAGUGAUUUCCUCGCGGUGCUGAGCGAUUACCCUUCUCCUGACAUCAGUCCCCCAAUAUUUCGCCAAGGGGAGAAAUUACGUGUGAUUUCUGAUGAAGGUGACUGGUGGAAAGCCAUUUCCCUCAGCAGCGGCAGAGAGAGUUACAUCCCUGGCAUCUACGUGGCCAGAGUGUACCAUGGGUGGCUGUUUGAAGGGCUGGGCAGAGACAAGGCUGAGGAGCUGCUGCAGCUGCCAGACACAAAGGUGGGCUCCUUCAUGAUCAGAGAGAGCGAGACCAAGAAAGGUUUCUAUUCACUGUCGGUGAGACACAGGCAGGUGAAGCACUACCGCAUCUUCCGCCUGCCCAACAACUGGUACUACAUCUCACCCAGGCUCACCUUCCAGUGCCUGGAGGACCUGGUCAACCACUACUCUGAGGUGGCUGAUGGCCUGUGCUGCGUGCUCACCACGCCCUGCCUGGCACAGAGCCUGCCCUCCCCUGCGGCACGGGCCCCCAGCUCACCUGUUGUCACCUUGCGCCAGAAGACCUUCGACUGGAAGAGGGCAUCCAGACUCCAGGACAACCCGCAGGGUGCAGGGAACCCGCUUGGCGUGGAUGAAUCCCUUUUCAGCUACGGCCUUCGGGAAAGCAUCGCCUCCUACCUGUCCCUGACCGGGGAUGAUGCCAGCCCCUUCGACCGGAAGAAGAAGAGCGUCUCCCUGAUAUACAGCGGGAGCAGGCGCAAGAGCUCGCUCUUCUCCGCAUCACAGUACUUUGAAGAUUAGCCCAAGCACAGGACAGCAGUGUCACUGGGGGUCUUGCAAAAGGUGGGGUGCUCUGAUCCCUGGGCAUCUCAUGCCUUCUAGAAGCCAGGAGAAGCUAUGUGGAGACUCCGCUAACAUCUUCUCUACUCACAUCGUGACCAAAGAACCCUGCUUGGCAUCUUAUCAGUACUGUGAAAACUUGACAGACUGGAAGGUGACACAAGGGGGCAUUGCUUCAGAGAGCCCAGCAUGUGACCAUGUGCACAGCACGUGUGGGAGGGCGAAGGACAUGCUCAAAGGAAAGCCCUUUCCAACUCAAGGUCCAGACACCCUGCUGAGUCCUCCGGGAGGGCUUUGAACUGAGCAACCCUGGGAAGAAGACCCACCCAAGGUAGUGGCCCUCUGACACAGGGCUGCUUUCACUGGUCUCUGAAGACCUUUGGGACACCCUGCACCAUCUCUCCUUCCAAGGGACCCCCUACACUACACACUAGCUUGAAGGUCUUAGCAGCUUCCAGAAGGAGCCUUUGAUAGUCUCGUGUGCCAAUGCCAUGCGGGCAGCAUUCGUCCAGUCUCCCUGACUCCUACCGGGGCUCAAGCUUGGGAGAGGAGACUGCUGACUGAGAAGACACAGGUAGCUGGGACUGUGCAAGUUUCCAGAGUGGCCCCAGUCAGAGCCACAGAGCAGGUAGGGCACAUCCGCUGCUGGGAUGCUUGGUUGUAGGAGAGCACCUGUUAUUUGAUUCCUUUUUGAUAUUCUAGAGAGAUGCUUGGCUACAUUCUAUGUAAGAAUCAGACCAAGGAAAAAAAGGAAGAAAGAAAAGAAACAUCAACCCUCAACAGAGGUUAUACAGUACAGAUAAACAUAUAAGCAGAUGGUUCAAAAGUGAGUGUGAAGGAAGAAAUUACAUGACCAAAGAAGGAGUAGGAGGUAUGUGAGGGGACCCUGGAUCUAUAAGGAGUCUAGGAUCGAGUAGGUAAGAAUGGCUAACGUAGGAUACUUAAUUCUAGGCAGAAUCUGGCUUACACAGGAAUAAAGAAUGCCAAGCUCCAGGAAAAAGGGAGGAGCCUUCAUGGCUGAAUUUUGCUGUGUGUUUGUGUAACCGUAAGAGAUGAGGGCAAGAACGUGGGCCAGGAGAAGCAUGGUCCAGGCUGAGAAGGGAGCGGCUUCAGACGAACCAUGACUCAUUCCUCCCUGCUUCAGGGGGGUGCUGGGGAAGAGGGGUGCACACAUAUGUUAUGCUGCAUCUGCUUGCCACGCACAUUCCUUGGCCCUGAGCUCACACAGCUAGUGGUAUAUCCGUAUAUGUCCACAUGGUUUCCCGGACCAUUUAACUCCAGGCUGUUUACACAAGGAGCCAUGUGAGAUUCCUCAGAAACCCCUAGACUGCUUCAGAAGGACCAGCCAGAGCAUGAGGAAUGACCUUAGCAGGAGACAGCAGCUUCAGUGUCGGAUGGGGCACUCUCUGGGCUGUGAUGCCUGACCAGUGCCUUCUGCAUUGUUUCCUGUGUGGUCACUGUGACUGGAAGCUUUGGAGAGCCCUGGAUUCAAGGGGUUGUAAGUGGGAAGCAUUACAUGUCUUUGCUCAAUCAUGUAUUUAUUCCUGAUUAAAGUAAACCUAAUAAAUAUUUAACCCUUGGAAUGGGGGAGCCUCUGGAUUGAGGCAAAUGGAAA
Messenger RNA from Cavia porcellus (domestic guinea pig), 3305 nucleotides. It is a transcript of the gene Sla, whose product is annotated as Src like adaptor. Gene Ontology annotation, biological process: regulation of MAPK cascade; signal transduction. Bases 818 to 1651 code for a protein of 277 amino acids. The record is from RefSeq and is a predicted model, not a curated record. Gene Ontology annotation, molecular function: phosphotyrosine residue binding; epidermal growth factor receptor binding. The transcript is spliced from 9 exons. Lineage: Eukaryota; Metazoa; Chordata; Mammalia; Rodentia; Caviidae. Gene Ontology annotation, cellular component: cytoplasm; COP9 signalosome; plasma membrane.